GGCGGGGCCAGGAGGCGAGGCGGGGCCGCAGGGCCGGCCCAGGAGGAGCUGACCCGGCCACCGCUUCUCUGUACCUCACUUUCGUGGAACGUGACUGAGCUCCUGCAGCCGGCAGCCCGCAGCUCUCUGCGAGGGGCGCUGUGCGCAGGAGAUGACGGUGAUCUCCUCCCUGCCUGGCCCCCGCGAGCACCGACUCCCUUCUCCUCGCGGCCCCGGGGCUGCAGACGUAGCAGCUCCUACUUCAACUAUGAGUACCUGUACCAACCAAUAGCUUUCCCAGGAUAUAAUUGGAUGCUGACUUGCUAAACUUCAGAGAUCUGGUUGGAGUUGGAGGGUGAAAGAAAAUGAGUUCUUUUUCUGAUUUGCCUGCCAAGAACUUAACCAUUGCAGUCAAUAUGACCACGACUUUGUCCUCAACAGUAAUGCAUGGAUUUAAUUCCACUAAUGACUCAUCUUCGAUGUCAAUAACAAGGCUUUUUCCAGCCUUACUAGAAUGCUUUGGUAUAGUCUUUUGUGGUUAUAUAGCAGGAAGGACCAAUGUCAUAACAUCAACACAGGCCAAAGGACUGGGAAAUUUUGUCUCCAGAUUUGCACUUCCAGCUUUAUUAUUCAAAAACAUGGUGGUACUUAAUUUUUCCAAUGUGGAUUGGUCUUUCCUAUAUAGCAUCUUAAUUGCCAAAGCUUCUGUAUUUUUCACUGUAUGUGUAUUAACCUUAUUAGUUGCCAGUCCUAAUAGUCGAUUUAGCAAAGCUGGACUGUUCCCUAUUUUUGCUACACAAAGUAAUGACUUUGCACUGGGAUACCCUAUAGUUGAAGCUUUAUAUCAAAGUACAUAUCCAGAAUAUCUCCAGUACAUUUAUUUGGUGGCACCAAUAUCUCUUAUGAUGCUAAACCCUAUAGGGUUCAUCUUCUGUGAAAUCCAGAAGUGGAAAGACAGUCAAAAUGCUUCUCAAAGCAAAGUAAAAAUUGUGGGACUUGGACUUCUGCGAGUAAUACAGAACCCAAUAGUAUUUAUGGUCUUCGUUGGCAUUGCCUUUAAUUUUAUUCUUGAUCAAAAGGUGCCUGAAUAUAUGGAAAAUUUUCUUGAUGGACUUGCAAAUUCUUUUUCUGGAUCAGCUCUAUUUUAUCUUGGUCUUACAAUGGUAGGAAAAAUAAGGAACCUGAAGAAGUCAGCAUUUGUUGUACUAACUCUUCUCAUUACUGCUAAACUCCUGGUGCUGCCACUUCUGUGCAGAGAAAUGGUGGAAGUCUUGGACAAGGGCGACAAUGUAGUAAACCAUACAAGUUUAUCGAAUUAUGCAUUUUUGUAUGGUGUCUUUCCUGUAGCACCAGGAGUGGCUAUCUUUGCAACACAGUUCAACAUGGAAGUAGAGACUAUAACCUCAGGGAUGGUAAUAAGCACAUUCGUGUCUGCACCAAUCAUGUACAUUUCUGCCUGGUUGUUGACCUUUCCCUCAAUGGACCCUAAGCCAUUGGCAUAUGCCAUCCAGAAUGUUAGUUUUGAUAUAAGUAUUAUCAGCCUGGUUUCCUUGAUCUGGUCUCUAGCUAUUCUUCUUUUGAGUAAAAAAUAUAAACAGCUUCCUCAUAUGCUUACAACUAAUUUACUCAUCGCUCAGUCUAUUGUCUGUGCUGGAAUGAUAAUAUGGAAUUUUGUUAAAGAAAAAAAUUUUGUUGGACAAAUUCUGGUGUUUGUUCUAUUGUACAGCUCCCUCUAUAGCACCUACCUAUGGACAGGCCUUCUAGCAAUUUCUUUGUUUCUUCUGAAAAAGAAAGAGACAGUACAAAUUCCUGUUGGAAUCAUCAUAAUAUGUGGCUGGGGAAUUCCUGCUAUCCUUGUUGGUGUUCUUUUGAUAACUGGGAAACAUAAUGGAGAUAGCAUUGACUCAGCCUUCUUUUAUGGAAAAGAACAGAUGAUCACCACAUCGGCCACCCUGUUCGGCAGCAUUGUGAUAGCCAGCAUAUCACUCAUGUGUAUGAACCGCACCACCCAAGGAAGCUACGAAGGUUUCAACCAGUCUCAGAGCCACAGGGCAGCAGAGCCUGGGAACACUGCUUUUGAGGAGAGUCCAGUGCCAAUAAAUGAACCCGAACCUUUUGCAAGUUCUAUCCCAGAAACAAGGUGCUGCUCCUGCUUCAUGGGAAAAGGUGAAUUAUGCUGCUCAUCCACAGAGCCAGGAACAAACAUAAGCUCUAGUGGACCUGCGACGCCUUCCUCUGAGAAAAAUGAUCAUUGUGAGAGUCGCUGUAACUCCCAGAGCUGCAUAUUAGUCCAGGAAGAAGAGCAGUAUCUACAGAGUGGAGACCAGCAACUGACUCGACAUGUGUUGCUGUGUUUACUUCUCAUUAUCGGCCUGUUUGCUAACCUUUCUAGUUGUUUAUGGUGGCUAUUCAACCAAGAGCCUGGGAAACUGUAUGUUGAGUUACAGUUUUUCUGUGCUGUAUUUAACUACGGCCAGGGAUUUAUUUCCUUUGGCAUCUUCGGAUUGGACAAACAUUUAAUCAUUCGACCUUUCAAAAGAAGACUUGAAUUUCUUUGGAACAAUAAAGAAACAGCAGGAAACAGGGAUUCUCCUGUUCCUGAGGAAAUAAAAAUGACCUGUCAACAAUUUAUCCAUUACCACCGUGACCUCUGUAUCCAAAACAUAGUCAAAGAAAGAAGGUGUGGUGCAAAGACUUCGGCUGGGACCUUCUGUGGCUGUGACCUGGUGAACUGGCUAAUUGAAGUUGGCCUCGCCUCUGACCGUGGUGAAGCUGUUAUAUAUGGAGACAGACUGGUGCAAGGAGGAGUCAUCCAACACAUCACCAAUGACUAUGAAUUUCGGGAUGAGUACUUGUUUUACAGAUUUCUUCAAAAGAGCCCUGAACAGAGUCCUCCUGCUAUUAAUGCAACCACAACCCAGCAGGAAAGAUAUAAAACAAUUGAGCAUUCAUCUCUAUCCCCUAAGACCUAAGUUAUGAAGGAGAGAACCUCACAUGAAGUUGUAUCAAGCCCCAGAUCUGUUCUCUGACCCUCAGGUGCCUCUUCUGUAAAAUUUGAUGUUUUCCCACCCCACACUAACAUACUGUGAUUUUAUGUGUAUGUAAAACACACAGGAAACUGACUUUAGGAAAAAUAAAAAAAUUUAAAGUUCUGAAUGUAUAUAAUAACUGUUAAAUAAUUAUUUAAAACUAAUUACUCCAACAUUUUAAAACAUUGCUUCCUACAGUUGUUUGCUAUAAUUUCAAAAUCAAUAUCCAAUUUACUAUUCCUUUAAAUUGCCAAAUUUGGCAGGUAUAUUGCUAGUAGAAAAUGGACCUAAAAUUAUGACAACUUUGCGCGUAUUGAUAGCACCUCCUAAAAAAGGAUUUUGCUGGUUCUAAUAAGAGGCCUUCUUAUUAUAUUUUCCCCAUUUCCUUGACAAAUAGUACUCAUUAAAACUGAAAACACUAUUUUUUAAGGUUCACCUUUUCUUUCCAUAAUACUAAACUGUGCCAUUAGGAGAGCAAUAAGAACUUCCAUAAAUCUUAUCAUCUACAAAAUCCAUCAACAGAAGUACAGUUUAAUCUUUAACUUUUAUGCUAAAAGUAAUAAUUUGAGAUUUGUUUAAAUUUUAUCAACAAAAUUAUUGCCAUGUGAUGUAUCAUUUUUGGCGUUUGCAUAAAGCGUCACAGUGUGGAAGGCUAACCCUGUUACUUUAUUCCUUGUAAUUAAAAAGAAGAAAAAAACUAUGUACUUCAAGCCAAGAUUUUCAAAUUCUAAGCCUAACAUUCUACUUUUACAUUUAGAAUUUAGUCUUUCUUGUGUCCAUGUAUAAAAAUCAAUCAGUUUGAAGAUUUCUAAGUGUUGCCCUCAGAUAAGCUUUAUGUUCCUUCAGUAAAUUAAAUCUAUGCACAUGAUCUUUGAACCUCUACUUACUAGGUGUCAGUUUUGGUUUAACUUAUUUAAAACAUGUUUUAAAUAUUUAUUUAUCUCAUACUUUCAGUGUCUCAUAUAUAAAAAUCAUUUAGAAAAUAAUUUAUAGGGUUAAGUCAUUUAAUAAGUACUUUUUUAAAACCUGCAUGGAAGCCUAAUGUAUUUAACAAGUACAGGCAUACCUUGGAGAUAGUGUGGGUUUGCUUUCAGACCACCACAAUAAGGAAAAUAUUAAAGCGAGUCACACAAAUGUUUUGUUUCCCAGAGCAUAUAAAAGUUAUGUUUACCCUAUACUGCAGUCUGUUAAGUGUGCAACAGCAUUAUGUGUGAGAAACAAUGCACACACUGUAAUUAAAUAUACUUUAUUGCUAUAAAAUGCUAAUCAUCAUCUGAGCCUUCAGCGAGUUGUAACCUUUUUACUGGUGGAGGCUCUUACCUUCAAUUGGUAAAAAAUGCAGUAUCUGCGAAGUACAAUAAAGCAAAACUCAGUAAAACAAGGUAUGCCUGUAAAUACAUUAGUGUGUGAUAUUAAUCUAUAGCAAUUUCAAGUUAUGAUUAGGGAAUGAGGAUAUUUUUCAGGAGAACUGUCUUGCUGCAGAACUUUUUUAAGAAAUAUGACCACAAUGUAACUCUCAAUGCUCAGGAGAUAGCAUAAAACCUCACUGUUGUGCCAGUAGACCAUUAUAGCUACAGCAAUAGCGGUAUUAACUCACAUGCAUGCAGGCAACUCAAACUCAAGUGGAAAAUUUGUUGUGUUUGUAAACAAGUCAUACUACACGUUCUGUUAUUUGCACGAGCGGAAUCAGCGGCAUCUUUUUCCAUGAGAGACAUUAAAAGAAAGCCAAAAAACAAAACAAAACAAAAAACCCUGGCUUAAAAUGAUCUGCAGUUUCAGAAAAAGAAGGCUUUUAAGAGAUGUUUUCAGGAUUAAGGAUAUGUUAACUUUAUUAAAUUAAAAUGUUUGUAACUUUUACUCUCUCACUGACAAAGCAAGUUUCUAAAUAAAAAUACCUAUUUCAACUUG
Myotis davidii is the source of this 4916-nucleotide messenger RNA. RefSeq names its product G protein-coupled receptor 155 (gene GPR155). Lineage: Eukaryota; Metazoa; Chordata; Mammalia; Chiroptera; Vespertilionidae. The coding region runs from base 345 to 2951 and encodes 868 amino acids. The record is from RefSeq and is a predicted model, not a curated record. The transcript is spliced from 17 exons. Gene Ontology annotation, cellular component: membrane. Gene Ontology annotation, biological process: intracellular signal transduction; transmembrane transport.